UAACCAUCCGUGUCUUACAAGUACCUAUCUGCAUUGACCCCAAACAGCUCCACUAUAAGGUCAAAGUAUUGCUAACAAUGGAUCUCGAUGAUGCGCCUCCCGAUCUGGUCCCCGUAGACCCCGAAACGGCCCCGGCCCCGACCCUCGUCGACCGGAUCGUACCUAUAACACUUCUAACAGGAUAUCUGGGAAGUGGGAAGACCACCCUGUUGCAAUACAUCUUGACGGCGGAACAUGGGUACCGGAUCGCCGUGUGCAUGAAUGAUUUUGGAGAUAGCACGGAUAUUGAAUCCACCUCAAUGUCUUUCACCCCCAACGACCCCUCUUCAACAACCUCCUCUUCGUCGGACCCUGCGGCACCGGAAACGGCCUUCCUAUCACUACCUAACGGAUGCUUAUGCUGUAGCAUCAAGGAGCCGGGAAUAGCCGCUAUUGAGAACAUGAUCGUCGAGCAGGAACGAUUGGGUCAGGGUGAGGAGCGAGGCAAGGGCGAGGGGAAGGGGAAGGGAAGAGGGGUGGAUAGGGUUGUUGUAGAGCUGACGGGGGUGGCAGAUCCAGCCGAAAUCGCUCGUUCGUUCUGGACGAACGAAGAGAUGGGCGGGUCGUUACGCUUAGAUGGGGUCGUCUGCGUUGUGGACAGUCGGAACGUGUUGAAACAAUUGGAAGAAGGGGAAGAAUGUCAAAAACAGAUCGCCGCGUCAGAUGUGAUCCUCUUGAACAAGGUUGAUCUGGUAACAGACGAGAUCCUGGAUAACGUCGAACGUCGCAUACGUUCGAUUAACCCCACCGCGAUCUUCAAGCGGACACACAAGUCGGUCAUUGAUAUCAAGAACAUUUUCGAGAUCGGGAGUUAUUCGGUCGCGCCUACCCUGGAUGCGGGUCAGCUGGCCGACAAGCUUUUCGAAGACGGGUCGGAUGUGGAUGCAGGACGUGAGGUUGGAGUUGGUGCGAGGGAGAGAAUAGGCAAACUGCAGAAUGAGCACGAACAUGGCGACCACGAUCACGAUCAACCGACAGGAUCUAAACACCUACUCGGGAUUACCUCGCUUGUCAUCCAACUUCCCGACCUUCUCCCCCAAUCGGCACUGGACAAGCUCGAAUGUUUCCUCCAGUCCAUCCAUUGGGAUUCGAAAUUCCCUGGAGAUCCACCUCGAGCGAGACCGACCGAGAUCGUGGACAAGGCGGACGAGGUCGAGUCUACCGAGGGCUUCGAGAUUUUACGGUCAAAGGGGAUCUUCUCGUUCGGUCCCGCCUCGCAGGGAGACGAUGUCGGAGCAAGUGGAACGGUCUCCGAGGUGCACGUCUUGCAAGGCGUUCGGGAUAUCUUCGAGCUCACCCGGUUGAAGAGCGACACCGCUCGCACGAGCACAAGAAUUGAGGAUGAGACGGACACACGGCCGAAGGGCGGGAAGUUGGUCUUGAUCGGUAAGAGGUUGGGCGAGCGGGAUGUCUGGGAGAGACAGCUGUUCGAUGCGCUGGGCGUGUGAGGGACGAGGUUAGGUGAAACAUGAACAUACAUAAUGUACGGUCACAGAAUGGCUUGUCUGCGUCCUGGUAUUCGUAGGUGUACGGAAAUCAGAACACUCCUCGUCUUCGCGUCUUCCCGCACACAGUGUACUACAUGAAAGGCAGCACGUUGCGCGCGCUUGCGCGAGCCUACUAGAGAGAAGAGCUCUUCGCAACUAUGUAGCUCUCUCCUAGAUUAUCAACAUCUCUAUCUCUUUCUUUCGUC
This is a messenger RNA of Filobasidium floriforme, 1732 nucleotides long. Its product is annotated as CobW/HypB/UreG, nucleotide-binding domain-containing protein. The record is from RefSeq and is a predicted model, not a curated record. The transcript has 8 exons. Lineage: Eukaryota; Fungi; Basidiomycota; Tremellomycetes; Filobasidiales; Filobasidiaceae. Bases 78 to 1487 code for a protein of 469 amino acids. Gene Ontology annotation, cellular component: cytoplasm.